AUGUACAGAGAAAGAAAUCCCGACAUCCUAGCUCCGGCAGCAUCACAAUCUAUCAAGGUAGUUCAUAUUCCCUCAGUCUCGCUCGAAAGCUAUCAGACCCCGCACCCAGGGGAUCUUCGUCAACUUUCAAACACUCACCUGUCCAGAACGUCGUCUGCUUCAUCGCUCACACGGCCUUGCGCACCGUCAUGCCUAAGAUACCGCAGUUUAGCCUUUCCAUUCAUUCUUUCACUUCUCCAAAUCUGCCAGAACGACCAGCGGAUGCUCCAGCCUCAGCCUUCCGAUCGCCACUCAUCCCUUGUGCAGCUGCAGCCACCUCGCCACUGUGCUUCACUGCGUCUCUGCCGGCCGCUCGCGACGGCAACCCGCUCUACCCUUGCAACACACCUGCAACUUUCAUUUAACUAUGAAGGCAGUGGUGAGAUCUUUAUCCCAGAUUUCGUCACUUCCGGAGACCUGGUCAAGUCCGACAGAGAGGCCAAGUCAAACCUUUACGAGGUGGAGAAAUCCGCGCACAAUGUGCCUCGUGCAAAAGUCAACGAGGGAGCGUCCAGGGCGGCUGAGGUAUUUGUCUAUGCAUGGCGUAGCGAGAAACUGCUAGGGAAAUGGUUUGUGGGACGAGUUGAGGAUCUGGGAAUCGAGGGCUUGAAGUCUGACCCUUUGGCUAUUCUACGACGAGAUACUUGGGCUGCGAAGAAGGCGGCAAGCUCGGCACUUCAGGCCAGAAAAUUAAACCGGCAGAUAGCGUGA
Molecule: messenger RNA, 750 nt
Organism: Diaporthe batatas
Lineage: Eukaryota; Fungi; Ascomycota; Sordariomycetes; Diaporthales; Diaporthaceae
Exons: 2
Coding region: 1-750 (249 amino acids)
Source: RefSeq, a predicted model, not a curated record